AUGGAGGAGGAACUAGAAAGGGCUUUGGACACGAGGGAUCAUCGAAAUUGGAGACGUCUGGGAGAAAUUCACUUAAUAGAAGACAGUGGACAAAUAUUCUUCUCACUAGUUCAUGUUGCGCAAAUCGCUACGCAAGGAAAGCUGUUGUUCUGGGGUGCUAAGAUUAACAGUCUUAUUGACAAGGGACAAUUUUGGAGGCUGGCCACUUCUUCCCUUUUGCAUGUAAACAUUUGGCACCUCAUGGUUAAUUGUUAUUCUUUGAAUUCUACUGGUCCUACCAUUGAGAAUCUUAGUGGUCCGAAAAGAUAUCUUGCAGUUUACUUCACCUCUGCAAUUGCAAGUUCGGCAAUGAGUUACUGGUUCUGCAGAUCACCUGCAGUUGGUGCCUCGGGAGCCAUCUUUGGAUUAGUUGGAUCUCGUGCAGUGUUUGUCUUAAGACACAGAAGCAUGAUCGGAGGUGGCAAAGAAGAUCUACAGAAUAUAGCAAAAGUGAUAUUCCUCAAUAUGAUGAUCGGUAUGCUAAUGAAAGGCAUCGAUAACUGGGGACAUUUGGGAGGCUUGCUUGCUGGAAUUGCCACAUCUUGGUUCGUUGGACCUGCAUGGAAGUAUGAUCCCCAGUUCAAUGAUGGUCGAGGAGUUUUCGUGGACAAGGCACCAAUCAGGAAUCUCCUAUUUCUGCGAGCUCCUGUUUUAUUCCUACAAGAUCUUGCUGUUGCACAGCAAAGCAAAAGAUCUUUUCAGAUCAAGACUGGUUUACAUCUUUUGACAAUAGUUUAA
Molecule: messenger RNA, 777 nt
Organism: Dovyalis caffra
Lineage: Eukaryota; Viridiplantae; Streptophyta; Magnoliopsida; Malpighiales; Salicaceae
Source: the annotation of a GenBank genome assembly